This is a messenger RNA of Triticum turgidum subsp. durum (durum wheat), 1404 nucleotides long. NCBI's taxonomy places the organism in Eukaryota, Viridiplantae, Streptophyta, Magnoliopsida, Poales, Poaceae. The record is from the annotation of a GenBank genome assembly.
AUGCCAAUACAAGACGCUGCUCGUGCCGCCUGCGUGUCCCGUGGAUUUCUGCACUCCUGGAGACACUAUUCCAACCUCAUACUCAGUGACCGUACGCUUGGUUUGCUUGGCAGAACAUUUGAGGAAACGAAAACCCAUCUCACUUAUAAAGUCGACAAAAUUCUUACAAACCAUUAUCACAAUGGGGUGAAGGUGAAGACACUUAAACUUAGUCUUGGCCCCUGCAAAGAUAUCAAAGCCUCCUACCUCGACAGGUGGCUCCGGAUCAUUAAACCUGGGAUUCAAGAAUUUAGCUUGGUGUUGUCUUCGGUCAUGAAUAAAAGCUACAGUUUCCCGUGUUCGGUUUUAUCGAACGAGGCCGCUGCAAGUUCAAUUCAGUCUCUUAGCCUCCUUGGUUGCGCUUUUCAUCCCACGUCAAUACUUGGGUGCUUGAGAAGAUUGAAAUGUUUAAGUCUGUGUUAUGUCCACGUUACUGAGGAUGGAUUAGCGCACUUGCUCUCUAAAUCUUCCGUCCUGGAGUGGCUAGAGAUUGAAGCAUGUAGUGGGAUAGUUUGCUUGAAAAUACCUUGUACGCUGCAGCAGCUCAAAUUCCUCAGUGUUCAAAAAUGCAAGAUGGUGCAGUUGGUAGAGAUAGAUGCUCCACAGCUUUGCUCUUUUCACUAUGGCGGGAUACCGGACGCCGAUCAUUAUGGCAGGACACCGGCCAUCUAUGUCCAAAAUUCUUCGCAUCUUAAGACUGUAGAUAUUUCACCUGUCAGCCUGUCUGGUAUUCUCUCUUAUGCUCGCUUUAGCCUUCCGUCUAUCGCGCAAAAUGUUGAGAGCCUCACCCUGCACGGUCGUAGUGAGAAUGCCAACAUUCCGAUGCUGCCGUCCAAGCUCCCCCACGUCAAGAACUUGGAAAUUUCACUCCUUAAACCCUUCUUUUCCCCAAACUAUGAUGUCCUCUCUCUGGUUUCUUUUCUUGAUGCUUCUCCUGCCUUGGAAUCUUUCAUCCUACGUGUAGAGCAGCACGCCAUAAUCCAUGAUCCUGUUGUUGGAGACGACACUGAAUACCGGAGGCAGAAUCUGGAGUGCCGGAAUAACAGCCUGAGGAAGGUAUUGAUCACAGGCUUCUGUUCUGCCAAGAGCAUGGUUGGGCUCACAGUUCACAUCCUCGAGAGAACACAUUCACUAGAGCGCUUCACGCUGGACACAACCUAUGGCUACGAUAGGAGGACUUGUAACAUUGGCAAAUUCCCAACCGCGAGAAUGAUUUGCCAAUGCUGGUCGUUGAGCAAGAGAGGUCUCGAGGAAGCUCAUAGAGCCGUGGAGACAGCGGAUAGAUACAUCAAGGGAAGAGUUCCCUCGUCCGUUCAAUUCGAGGUUCUGGGCCCUGUAGUCGAUGUCAUAUUGGGAAGUAGGUAG